Phytophthora sojae is the source of this 309-nucleotide messenger RNA. RefSeq lists its product as hypothetical. Lineage: Eukaryota; Oomycota; Peronosporomycetes; Peronosporales; Peronosporaceae. The transcript has a single exon. The coding region runs from base 1 to 309 and encodes 102 amino acids. The record is from RefSeq and is a predicted model, not a curated record.
AUGUGGCCUCGAGGUAUGCAGCGCUCCGGUGUCGUGUCCGGUGUCGUGGGUCACAGUGCUGUACCCAGCUCUCGCUCGGAUGGUUUCGAUGCAGCACCUUCGACAUGCAAGUACACCACUGCGCUCAUGAUGGAUACAUUAACCGUUGACGUUGUUGCCGUUUCUACAGAUGAAUCUUCAGGUUAUUUCGCCGGUGGACUUGGUGCUGCUCGGUCAACUCGACGAAUUCCUUGCACUCGAGCCCUUCACCUGUCAAAGAAAAAGCUGGCCAUUGCACAUGCUAAUACCUCGGCGAGAAUCUCCAGAUAG